GCCAGCGGAGCCUGCACCACCGCGGAGAUGCCCUGGAGACACUGGUCCUUCUGAACCCUUCGGACAAGUCCCUGUGUGACGAGCUCCGGAACCUUCUGCUGGUGCCUGCUCCCCACAAGCUGCUGGUGCUGGCUGGGCCCUGCUUGGAGGAGACUGGGGAGCUGCUGCUGCAGACGGGGGGGUUCUCAUCCCACCACUUCCUGCAGGUGCUGGAGGACAGGGAGAUCCAGGACCUGCUGAGGCGCACUCCGGCCCCGGCUGAGCCGCCCACGCUCACGCUCGGCUGCCCGCCCUUCGGGGACUGGACGCAGCUGGGCGCCACUGAGCCGGACCUGCUCGGGCAUCGGCUGCGGCUCAACCCUGCCGCGCGGCUGCCGGCCUCCGCCGGGCUGCAGGAGCUCCUGGACUACCUGGCCGGGUCCCUGGAGCUCCCGUCCCCCUUCGACCUGUUGGAGCCGCCGUCCUCCGGAGACUUUCUCAAGCUCGACCCGCCGUGCUGCUACAUCUUCCCCGGGGGCCUUGGGGACGCCGCCUUCUUCGCGGUCAGCGACUUCACUGUGCUGGUGAACGGAGGCUCCAACCCCAAGGCCACCUUCUGGAAACUGGUGCGCCACGUGGACCGCGUGGACGCCGUGCUGGUGACGCACGCGGGGGCCGACAGCCUCCCCGGCGUCAACAGCCUGCUGCGGCGCAAGGUGGCUGAGCGCGAGGAGGCGGCGGCCGGG
Molecule: messenger RNA, 725 nt
Organism: Chinchilla lanigera (long-tailed chinchilla)
Lineage: Eukaryota; Metazoa; Chordata; Mammalia; Rodentia; Chinchillidae
Product: microtubule-associated protein 1S
Biological process (GO): microtubule cytoskeleton organization; regulation of microtubule depolymerization; dendrite development
Cellular component (GO): synapse; cytosol; neuronal cell body
Molecular function (GO): actin binding; microtubule binding
Source: RefSeq, a predicted model, not a curated record